Molecule: messenger RNA, 7189 nt
Organism: Erpetoichthys calabaricus (reedfish)
Lineage: Eukaryota; Metazoa; Chordata; Cladistia; Polypteriformes; Polypteridae
Product: macrophage mannose receptor 1
Exons: 50
Coding region: 214-6750 (2178 amino acids)
Molecular function (GO): signaling receptor activity; carbohydrate binding
Source: RefSeq, a predicted model, not a curated record
UUAUUGAGUUUGUUGUCAAGGUCGCGUUUUACAGCCUGGUACGUUUUCCAUUAAUGCUGUCUUAAGAUAUUGAAGCUCUUGACCCGGGCAUGGUCAGAAGUCUGAAGAGUGGCGGCUGGGCUUCCCAGAGCACCACCUCAGCAAUCACCAGACUAAGAAGAGCAAAGGGAUGCACCAGGCUAUCUGGAAGGAAGACAAACCUGGAGUAAUACAAUGAAAAAUCUGUUCUUAGUCUUCAUUUUGUUGAAGCUCCUUGGCUGUGCACUUGCACAGGAGCAGUGUGAGACUAACUGGAUACCCUAUGAUAACAAAUGCUACUUCUUUUCCAAGGACCCAUUACCAUGGGUCGAUGCUCAGAAUGACUGCACGUCGAAAGGUGGCAAUUUAUUAAGCAUUGGCAGCAUAGAGGAACGGGCCUGGGUCAGGUCUCACAUUGAAUCAACCGGUGUCUACUGGAUUGGCUUGAAUGACGUGGCCAGUGAAGGUCUAUGGGAAUGGUCAGACAGAUCGCCAUAUCUUGAAGAAGUACAGUAUUGGCGGCCUGGUCAGCCUGACAAUUGGCAGGAUGAUGAGGACUGUGUAGAAAUAACAGGCCCAGAUUACGGACGGUGGAAUGAUGCAUUCUGCUCCAAAAGUGACCAGUACAUUUGCAAAAAACAGACUGCAAAUCCACCCAUUGUAUGUGAUAAAGCCAAUGGAUGGGAUAACUUUGGGUCUUCCUGUUAUAAAGUCAAAGAUAACACCAAAACUUGGUUAUCUUCGCGAAGAGACUGUAUUAAUGAAGGAGGAGACUUAGUGUCCAUCGAGUCACCAAGUGAGAAUCAGUAUGUCAGUAGUAAAAUGGCGCUUGCAAGCGGUGACUUUUGGAUAGGAUAUUCAACUUUGAACUGCACUACUGUCGGCUGUGAAGUUCAAGUGAAUAAUGAACAGUUCCAUUGGUCUGAUGGAUCACCCUUUAGUUUUGAAAACUGGGCACAAGGACAGCCUGAUAAAAGCAAUAAAGAACAUGGCAUUUGCACGAGUCUUAUUAAUAGUGAAGGAAAUGAUUACGGAAAAUGGAAAUCUAAUUUCUGUCGUGAUGAGAGACCCUUCAUAUGCAAAAGGGGACUUGACACAAUUUGUCCACCUGGAUGGAUUAGCUUUAACAAGAAGUGCUACUGGUUUGUUAGCAACCCUGGCCUAUUGACUUCUUGGUAUGAGGCUCAAGAGAAGUGCUACAGAGUGGGUGCCAAUCUGGUCAUGAUCAAAAGCCAAGCAGAGCAGUAUUUCAUUGAUAGUUACUUGUCAGACUUCAUUCAGAACCAGGUACCUGACAUUUGGAUAGGUUUAUCUGAUAAAGAUGCUGAUGGGAUAUUUAAAUGGGUGGACAACACUGAAAUAACGUAUCAGAACUGGGCAGUUUCCCAUCCACACAAUACUCCAAGGGUAUGGGAUUGUGGCCAGGUUUACACAGGCAGUCUUACAGGAAAGUGGGAAACUGCUAAUUGCUUUAGAAAGCAAGGCUUUGUAUGUGAAAUAAAUGGAGGACAAAAUUUAAAACCAACUUCGAUGCCUGAUAAGUAUUGUGAUGAAGGAUAUACCCUAUUUGAGGAUUCCUGUUAUCUUUUUGAAAGUGACUUUUACAAAAGCUGGCAUGAAGCAAAACAAUACUGCAUAAGCCAUGGUGGGAAUCUAGCAAGUGUACACAAUCAGCAGACUGUAGGAUUUUUAGCAGCACACACUGCCAGAGCAUCAUGGGUAGGCCUGAAUGACAUAGAAGAAGAAGGAAAUUACGUGUGGUCGGACGGCAGUCCAAAUGAUUUCUUGGUAACGUGGGCACCUGGUCAGCCAGAUAAUUGGCAAGACGAUGAAGACUGUAUCCAACUGUACGGGGCUGACAAUAAUUCUCCAGGUUACUUCAAUGAUCAGAACUGUAAUACUGCUUACCCAUUCAUUUGUAAAAAAGGUGAAGGACAUGGACCAAGACCUACUCCACCAUCAGACGGCCCAGGCUGGACUCAGAAAUGUGGGUCCUGGGAUUCAGAUCCCAUUAAUGAUUAUUGCUACUUGUUCCAAUCCUUAUCCUUGAAGACCUGGGCUGAUGCUCGACUGGACUGCUUAAAUCAGGAAGGGGAUCUGGUGAGCAUCACUGAACCCUUUGAACAGGCCUUUGUCCAAGCAAAAGUAGUAACCAUUCCAACUGGUGUCGCUCUUUGGAUGGGCGGUCAUGAUUCAGUAAGAGAAGGAGGAUGGGAGUGGACAGAUAACUCUCCAUUUAGAUAUGUCCACUGGUCUGCAGGCAAUCCUGAUGAUUAUUUUGGUGAGGACUGUCUCAGUAUUCGAAUCAAAGAUGGAUACUGGAAUGAUGAUAACUGCGAAUACCAGCGAGGCUACAUUUGCAAACGCAGAGGUAAUGUGCCACCUCCUGAAAACCAUCCACAGGAAGGAUACACAACAAUCUACAUCUGUCAGGACACCAGCACUACACUUACAUGUCCACAGGACAGUGUCAUUCGUAUUCAGGCUGCUAUGUAUGGUAGAAAGAGCAACAAAAUCUGCUCACUUGGGCCCGGAUCAUCAGGUUCGUGCCAUGUGGAUGGAAUGCUAAAAUUGGUUCGGGCCGUCUGUGAAAAUCGGAUGGCCUGUCUGCUUUAUGCAGGGACUGAUAAUGAUCCUUGCCCAGAUGUCUCCAAAUACCUGGAAGUCGUCUAUAGCUGUGAACAGAAUGUUUGUGUUCGAGGAUUGGGAAUGGAAGAUGGAAAUAUUACAAAUGGACAGAUAUCAUCUUCCUCCUUUAAAAAUGACUAUGGUCCAGAGCAUGCCAGACUGAAGGGAAAGUCUUGCUGGAUGCCCUCAAAUUCAGAUGGAUCCUGGAUUGGUGUGGAAUUCCCUGAAGUGAAAAAGAUUACUGGGAUAGUGCUUCAAGGCUGCCCUGCUGCAGAUAAUUGGGUGACGUUAUACAAAGUCCAGAUCAGUGCUGAUGGCUCUGAGUGGGUGUAUUAUGAAGAUGAAGACAAGUCCACGAUAUUAACUGGAAAUAAUGACCGAAGUACUGCAGUGACACACUUGUUUGGUAAACCCCUUGCUGUUAAAUAUAUUCGGAUUUUACCAGAUGCCUACCACAACCAGAUUGGCCUUCGAAUGGACAUCCUGGGGUGUAAAUCAGACUAUACCAUCACUUGUGCAUCAAUCCCCGCAUUCAGCUUUGGCACUGACAGGAAAUUGUUGCAUUGCCCUGCUGGAUGUGCAAAACAACCAUAUAAUGUACACGGCACUUACAAUUAUCGUGGGGACUCAAGCGUCUGUGCUGCUGCUAUCCAUGCUGGAGUGAUCCUCAAUGAGCAUGGAGGUGAGUGCACCAUUUUGAAAGAGCCGGGGAGUUCAGAAUAUUUUGGAAGCACAAGAAAUGGCAUCACCUCAAAACAAUCCUCUGUCUACUACUCCUUUUCUUAUGUUUUUGCUGAUGGAGAAAUGAGGUGUGCAGGACCUGACUGGUAUGAAUUUGGAGAUUCAUGCUACAAACCUUUCUCAAAUAAGAAGACUUGGAUGGCAGCACUCAAAGAAUGCAGAAGUAUUGGAGCAGAUCUGGUUUCUAUCCUGUCCUUGACGGAACAAAGCUGGCUGGAAAGUUAUCUGUUCUUGGCUACCAGUGAUGUAUGGACUGGCCUGAAUGAUCUUGAAAUAUCAAACUACUUCACAUGGUCCAGUAGUGACAUAGUGAGAUUUACUUAUUGGGAUAGCGGAGAACCAAAUAACCAUAACGGGUUCAAUGAAGACUGUGUGGAAAUGCUUCAACAGAAUGGCAGGUGGAAUGAUGUGCCCUGUACAGAACUGAACAGCUAUAUUUGCAAGAAACCGAAAAAUCACUACCCUGCUCCAUCUAUUCCUCCCACUGUGUAUGGCUGCCCAGAGGGUUGGGAAGGCUAUGCCUACUCCUGCUACUGGCUAGAAGAUACCCUCAUGACUUGGCCUAAGGCAAAAGCUUACUGCCAGGAAAAGAAGAGCAGUCUGUUGCACAUCAAGGAUAUCUUUGAACAGUCGUACUUCACAGCCAGACUGUCCGACUUCUCUGGUUUCUGGUGGAUUGGUUUAAGAGCCAAGGGAAAUUCUGUGACUGGUAUUGAUUAUGAAUGGGAUAACAAAGAGCCUGUUACCUUCACACACUGGGACAGAAAUCAGCCAGAUAAUCUUGAAGGGAGCUGUGUUUCAAUGACCUCUGGGAAGGCAGGAGGAUUCUGGGAUGACCAGUCCUGCGAGUUCUCAUAUAAAUUUAUUUGUGAGUUACCACGAGAUGGGAUUUCUCCUCCUCCACCUGUUACUACUGAGGCUCCUUCUGAAAAUUGUGCGCCAGGCUGGAAAUCGCUCAAAGAAUUCAAUCAAUGCUACAGGUUUUUUUUAAAUGACCAUUCUUUGAAACGUAGCUGGCAGAGUGCACGAGAGGACUGCCUGAACAGGAGAGCAGAACUGGUCAGCAUUCACAAUGUGGAACAGCAGCUCUACUUAGCCAGCCAAACUCGUAAUAAGCACAUUUGGAUUGGGCUACAGCAUAAUUCAGUAGAAGGAGGUUACCAGUGGAGUGAUAAUUCUCCAGUUAGCUACACUAACUGGGGACCUAAUGAACCAAACAAUCAUCUGGGCAGAGAGAAUUGUGUUGAGAUGGGAAUCACUGCAAAUGGCUCCUCUUACUGGAAUGACCUCAACUGUGAUGCUAUGAGAGACUGGAUCUGCCAAAUUCCAAAGGGUCAUCAGCCCAUCACACCACCAGAUCCUCCUCCAGAUGUGCCAGCACCUGAUUGUGGCAAAAAUCCAGGAUGGCGAAAAUAUAAGGAAAUCUGUUACUAUUACAAUGACACUGACAUUACUGAUGUCUACACCGCCAUAAUGCGAUGUUAUGAAGAAGGGGCGCAACUUGUUUCUAUUGCUGAUGAAGAAGAACAGAGUUUCCUCACAGGCAUGGUUGGAAAAGGAUCGAUUGAUUAUGCAUGGAUUGGGCUGAAAGAGGACGGAAUAACCAACGGUGAAUACAGAUGGUUUGACAUGUCGCCAGUUACAUUUAUCAACUGGGCAGCAAACGAGCCUAAUGAUGCGAAUGGAGAAGAACAAUGUGUUCAAAUGAGCAGACAUGCAGGAACUUGGUAUGACAUGAACUGUGGGAAGAAAUCAGCAGGAUACAUUUGUAAAAAAUACUUGGGAAACCAUCACACGUCACCUCCGCCGACUCAGCCUUGGAGUGGAAACUGUCCAAAAGACUGGCUGCUCUUUGGAAAUAAAUGCUUCCUUUUUAAGGGAAAGCAUGAAGGCAAGGAUGAGUUUCAUGCUAACUGGUCAUACGCCCGGAAAUGGUGUGAACAACAUGAAGCAAGUCUGGCUGUCAUCCAAAACCAAUAUGAAAAUGAUUUUGUGGCCAGUUACUUAGAGGACAUCCGGUUUCCAGUGUGGAUAGGCAUGUCAGAUAUUCUUCAUGAAGGGAAGUUCACGUGGAGUGAUGGGAGUCAAGUGACAUAUACCAACUGGAACACUGGAGAGCCCAACAAUUCUGGAGAUUCAGGGGAGCAUUGUGUAAUGAUGUUUCACAGCUCUCGAGAAACAGGUCGCUGGAAUGACGGAGGAUGUGAAUCUGCUCUUGGAUUUGUGUGCUAUAAAAAGAAAUCAAGUGAUAUUCCACCUCCUCCACCAUCUAAAGACUGUCCUAGUGGUUACAUCUCCUGGAAGAAGAAUUGCUAUUUGCUUGUGGAAGAUACUGAUAAGCGGACAACUUGGCUAGAGGCUCAGAAGGCCUGUGAAAAACAGAAAGCAAACCUAGCUAGCGUCGACCACACUUAUGAGCAAGCAUUUUUGGCAGGGGCUGUGCUCCAAGGAAGGACCGAUGCAUGGAUUGGUUUAAGUCGUGAUGGAAAUGAAUCUUACAGCUGGACAGAUGGCUGGCCAGUAUUCUACACACACUGGGGUCCAGGAGAACCUACCAACUUGGCAGGAGAGGGCUGUGUGACCAUGCACAGUGCACCACUGUUCCAUGGCACCUGGAACGACACAUCAUGCAAUGCAAAGCAUGCGUAUAUCUGCAAAAUUAGCAAAGAAAAGCCUCCACCCACUCCAGCUCCAGGAGACGGCAAUUGUCGUGAUGGUUGGUACACCUAUGGCCGAUAUUGCUAUUUAAUUGUCAGUGAGAAAAAGGGCUACUCGUGGUAUCAUGCGAGGCACUAUUGCCAGGAAGGAAGAGCCGAACUUGCAUCCAUACACAGCCGAGCAGAAGUGGAGUUUUUACUGAAAGCUGAAUACAACAAGUAUCACAAUCUCUGGAUUGGCCUCUCCAAAGACAGCUCAAUGGGUUGGUCCUGGACAGACAAGUCUGCUGUCAGUUUUACUAGCUGGGCUCCUGGAGAACCCAAUGGACUACAACACUCAGGAGGAGGGAGCAGCGAAAACUGCGUUGAAAUGUACGUGCAAGAUGGAAGGUGGAAUGACAAUAACUGCGUGACAGAAAGAGGCUUCAUCUGCCGUCACCGCCAGUAUUAUCAGACAGGUGAAGAUAAUAAUAUUACUAUACCUACUGAUGCUCCUGAGAAACACCCACAACAGAACAAUGCUGGUUCAAUUGCUGGUGCAGUGAUUGGCGCGAUCAUCCUGGCCUUGGUGAUAGCUGGCGUAGCCUAUUAUCUGAUUAAAGUACGUGGUGUGAAAUUCACUGAUCUAAGGACACCAUCGACAGUAAAUCACUUUGAUAAUGCAUGUUUUAACAAUCCAAACUUUACUGGAAAUUCUGAUGCCUGACUCUCAACCUGCAACUAAAACAAGUUUGACAAACAUUAAGCUUCCAUGGCAAACUUUUUUUUUUUGCACAUUGAAGCUCUGCUCGGGGGCAGCAGCCUUGGAGACGACGGAGGGUCUGCUCUUGUGUCUAAUCACCAAUCUGCUGGAAGGACAUCGUCAUGACCCGCCUCGAGCACACACCAGACGCAGUGAUGAUUUGUUUGGCAUGGUGUUGAACUGUGCACUAAAAGCAGGUAUAAAUAUUAGAAAUCCCCACAUUUGUAUAAAGUAUUUUUACUUUUAAAUUUUAUUUUUCAGAAACAAGACAAAUAUAUAUAUAUAUGGUAAUCAUUUUACAUGUCUUUUCUGAUGAUUUUCUUUCGUAUUGAACUGUUUGCUCUCUAUGCAGCCCUCUGAUUUCACAUUGCCAAGGGCACCUCUGCUCCAAUAGAAGUUACAU